GGCGGCCAUGGCGGGCAGGGCGGCCGCGCGCAAGGCGGACAACACGCACCGGUUUCUUACCUUUUCGGAACGCUUAAGCAAUGUUAAUAUCGAUAUUAUUCAUCGGAUUGACAGAACUGGAACCUAUGCUGAGGAGGUUGAAACCUACUUUUUUGAAGCACUGCAGAAAUGGAGGGAAUUGAACCUCACUCAGCAUUUUGUGCAGUUCUACAAAGAAGUAGCCAACAAAUGCCAGUCCUUCAACCAGCUGGUUUAUUACCAGAGUGCCAUCGUGCAGAGCUUGAAGAUACAUUUGCAAGUCAAAGGCAGUCUUGCCUAUCAACCCCUGCUAGACCUAGUGGUGCAACUGGCUCGAGAUCUCCAGGCUGACUUCUAUCCUCACUUUCAUGACUUUUUCUUGGCCAUCACCAACUUACUGGAUACACAGGACACAGAACUGCUGGAAUGGGCUUUUACUUCUCUUUCCUAUCUCUACAAAUACUUGUGGAGAUUGAUGGUGAAGGACAUACGCAACAUAUACAGACUGUACAGUACUCUACUGGCUCACCACAAACUUCACAUCAGAAACUUUGCUGCUGAAAGUUUUGUGUUCUUAAUGAGAAAGGUUUCUGAUAAAAAUGCACUCUUCAACUUCAUGUUCCUCGACCUGGGGAAGCACCCAGAGAAAGCAGAGGGUGUGGGACAGCUGCUCUUCGAGAUGUGCAAGGGCGUUCGAAACAUGUUCCACUCCUGUGCAGAAACGGCUAUGAAAUUAAUUCUGUUGAAGCUGGGGCCUGUUACUGAAGCAGAAAUUGAGCUACCCUGGGUGACAAUUGGAGAAGCAUUUAAGCAAAUGAUCAAAUCAGCUGUAGGACAUAUCCAUAGGGAGCAUUUUGACAUUGCCUACAAGUGCCUGGAGGAGUCACUCUUAGAUUUGCAGGGAAAAAUAACUAAGGUUAACUGCCUUGCAACUUCAGAGCAGAUGGAAAGGAUUCUGGAAGCCUAUCUCAUCCUAGUGGAACAUGCAAAUGGAUCCAAAAUCCCACGGCCCGAGGAAGUCUGUCAGAUUUUAAUAAAAUUGAUGCAAACUCCAGAUCUGACGGCAUCUUGCUGCAAAACCCUGCUGAACACUAUUUCUGCUUUACUCCUGUCUGAGAAUGUUUUCUUGCCUGAUGCCUUGACCAAGGAAGCUAUUGAGAAGGUAUUUGCAAGUGGGUUUGAAUGGCACUUUCUUUUGGACUUCUCUGAGGUGAUGUUCUCAAUGAAGCAAUUUGAGAGGCAUUUUCUUCCGUGCUUUCUAGUGCACAUUGAGCGCUGCUUCGCUGGCACAGACCCCCAUGCAAAGGAUGAGGCCAUGGCAGUUUUGGCUAAACUUAUUCUGGCGAAAGCAGAGCCUCCCACCCUUGGCUCAAUGGCGUUUGAGAAGUAUCCUCUCAUUUUCAUGGAAUCAUGCUCCAGCUCUAAUUUUAGACAGCAAACAAGCCAAGGAGGAAGGACAUGGGUGCCUGUGUUGGAGCAUGUGCUGUCUUUAAUCCAGUUACCAGAGAAUGAAGAUAUUACUGAUCUUUCUCAGCCCUGGGCUGCCUUGGUUGUACUGCCACAUAUUAGACCAAUAGACAAAGAGAAAAUCCUGCUGAGUGUGACAAGUUUUACAGACUUUCUCUUCAAAGCCAUUGACAAAGGAAAUCUCUGCAAAGGAAGCCUCUUUGUGACCUGUCAAGCYGUGAGUACCCUCCUUAGUUUGGCAGAGUCUUCUGAAAUACUCCAUUUGUUACCUGUGGAGCGUGUCAAGAAGUUGCUGAUCACUUUCCCUUCAGACCCUUCGGCGCUGCUCUUGGCUGAUCUCUAUUACACAAGGCUGGCUUUGUGCGGCUGCCAGGAGCCCCUUGCCCAGGGCAACCUGAUGGACUUGUUUGAGAAAUUGCACCCUAAUAUUUCCACUGGUGUGUCCAAGGUCCGACUUUUGACUGUCCGGAUUCUAAAUCAUUUUGAAUCUCCACUUCCUGCACCAGCUGAGGGUGAUUGCACAGCAGACCUCCAGUCAGUGUUUGCCAUAUUGCUCCAAGCAGAACUUGUGCCAGCGACAGUGAAUGAUUACAGAGAGAARCUUCUCCAUUUGAGGAAACUAAGGUGUGAUAUCGUGCGGUCUGCGAUACCCAGUGGAUCUUUAGAAGAAGUGCCUCUUCGGUAUUUACUGGGAAUGCUUUAUAUUAAUUUCAGUCCUCUCUGGGAUCCUGUAAUUGAACUCAUAACUUCUCAUGCAAAUGAAAUGGAGAACAAACAGUUCUGGAAGGUCUUCUAUGAACAUUUGGAGAGGGCUGCUGUUUAUGCUGAAAUGGAGCUGCAAAAUGAGCUAGAUGAAGAGGAGGGAAGCAGUGCUGAAGUGGAAAAGGAGAGGAUACCAGGAGAAGUGGGGACUGUGUUCCUGGAGGAGCUGCAGGUUAGGACAGACUGCAGCGAGCGGCUGGACCACACGAAUUUCCGCUUUCUGCUUUGGAAAGCACURGCCAAGUUUCCCGACAGGGUGGAACCAAGAUCAAGAGAACUUUCCCCACUGCUUUUGAGAUUUAUUAGAAAUGAGUACUACCCAGCUGAUUCAUUAGUGGCUCCAACUCAGGAUCUUAGAAAGAAAAAUAGCAGUGCAGUAGGAGCAGAAGUUCCCAGUGAAGAUGUGAAUGAUGUUACUAUGGAGGAGGAGGAAGAAGAAAAGGAAGAAGGGGAACCAGUCGCUGUAGGGUUACCAAAAAAGAAAACUAGAAGAGCUGCUGCCAAGCAGCUGAUAGCCCACUUGCAGGUAUUCUCCAAGUUUUCAAAUCCCCGUGCCUUGUACUUGGAGCAGAAGUUAAAUGCAUUAUACACCCAGUUACUCUCCCACCAAGAUCAGAGCGUGCAAAGAAUUGCUCUGGACUGCAUUAUGACAUACAAGCAUCCUCAUCUGCUGCCGUACAGGGAGAACUUGCAAAGGCUGCUGGAGGACAAGACUUUUAAAGAAGAAAUUGUCCAUUUCAGCAUUUCUGAGGAGAACUCAGUAGUAAAAAUGGAGCAUCGACCAGCUCUCAUCCCUGUUCUUAUGAGAAUUCUCUAUGGCAGGAUGAGAAAUAAAACAGGCAGCAAAACCCAGGGCAAGUCUUCUGCGAGCGUUCGUAUGGGCAUCGUUCUGCGGUUUCUUGCUGGCUCCCAGACAGAAGAGAUACGGAUGUUCCUGGACCUGCUCUUUGAAGCUGUGAAGCAGUUCAGUGAUGGACCUUGCCAGGCCGCUGUGCUCCGGAGUAUGGCAGAGCUGGACUUAGCCAAGGUGCUGCCCCUUGGUCGCCAGCACAGCCUCCUCAAUGGCCUCGAAGUUGUGCUGAAGAACAUGGGACAUUUGAUCAGUCAGUACCUGCCUGAAAUUCUGCAGAUUCUGCUCUGUAUGACAGGUGUGAUAGCCUGCAUCCUCCAACAGAGAGAGAAGGUCCAACCUAGGUUGAUUAAUCCUCUCAAGAAUUUGAGACGUCUUGGACUCAAGCUUGUGGUUGACUUUUUUUCUGAUUAUGAGACCUACAGCUUCAGUGUGGAAGAGAUCGAUGCAGUUUUCCAUGCAGUGGUAUGGCCUCAGGUCUGCAGGUUGGCUUCAGAGAGUCAAUAUUCUCCUACUUUUCUGCUCAAACUCAUUCACACUUGGAGUAAGAAUCCCAGAUAUUUUCCCUUGCUGGCCAAGCAGAAGCCGGGUCACCCGGAAUGCGACAUUCUGUCAAAUGUUUUUGCUGUGCUCUCAGCCAAGAACCUGUCCGAGGCGACGGCCAACCUUGUGAUGGACAUAGCUGAGAACCUUCUCAACAGCCCAGAUUUUGAAGCCACGGAGCAGGUCUGCAGUGUCACUGUGACCGACUGUGUUGUUGUGGGCACUGGUGCCACGGCAGAAGAGAGCCUCAGCCUGGGUUGCCGCCUGGUUCUGCCUCAUGUUCCUGCCAUACUUCAGUACUUCAGCAAGACAAUGUUAAACAUGGAGAAGGUGAAAAAGAAGAAGUUUAGAGCCCAAGUCAGUAAAGAGCUGAAUAUACUUUCCAAAAUCAGCAAGUUUAUACAAGAAAAGAGUCAGAAUUCAGUACUUGUCAGCCUCCUCCUUCCUUUCCUUCACCAGAGUAACCUUGAACAGGAUACAGAGGUCGACAUUCUGGAGACAGUGCAGAACUUGCUGAGGCAUUGCUCAAACCCUACGAGCUUUCUCAAACCUCUGGCAAAGCUUUUUUCUGUCAUCCAGAACAAACUGUCUCGACAAAAGUUGUGCUUGGUGUUUCAGACUCUAUCCGAUUUGGACAGUGAAUUGGAAUACAUUACUGAUGUUGUUAAGCUGAAUGCAUUUGAUCAACGGCACCUUGAUGAUAUCGACUUUGAURUACGCUUGUCAGCCUUCCAGUCAAUCACAGCCCAUAUCAAAGAAAUGCARUCAGUGGAUAUCAACUUCCUCAUCCCUGUUAUGCACAACUGCUUUUACACCAUCCAGCUGGGGGACAUGGCUCUCAGUGACAACGCAGGCCUGUGCUUGACCACCCUCAUCCGCCGCCUGGCCGAAAUUGGCCCCGCGGAAGACGCCUACCGGGAGCUAAUCCAGCACACGCUCCUGGAGUCGCUGCGGAGGGGGCUGAAGAGCAAGACCGAGAGUGUCCAGCAGGACUACACGUCAUUGCUUGCCUGCCUCAUUCAGACAUUCCCAGCAAAUCCUGAAUUCCGUGAUAUGGUCCAGUUAACCAACCUCCAUGAUCCUGACAUGGAUUUCUUUGAGAAUAUGAAACACAUCCAGAUCCACAGGAGGGCACGAGCCCUGAGGAGACUGGCUAAGCAGCUCACUGAAAAGAAGGUCGUGCUGUCCUCCAGAUCCCUGCAGAACUACAUCAUGCCUUAUGCUACUACUGCCAUUUUUAAUGAAAAGAUGCUUAAGCAUGAAAACAUGGUAACAGCCUCGGUUGAAGUUGUUGGAGCCGUCUGCYGCCAUCUCUCCUGGUCAGCCUACUUGUUCCACCUGAAACACUUCAUCCAUGUCUUGCAAACAGGGCAGAUCAAUCARAAGUUGGGAGUCAGUUUGUUAGAGACAGUGCUGGAAGCCUUUCACUUUGACUAUGACACRCUUGAAGAGCAACUUCUGACUGUUGAGCACCAAGGAACUKCUCCUAUGGAUCUUGAGCCAGUGAUGGAGGGUGAAGAAGCCAUGGAGCUGGAGCAGAGUGACAAGGAAGAGGAGAUGGUUGAGGAAAACAAAGGGGAAAAUCCCGCCGAGGAGCCGGCGGAGCCUGCCCCGGCCCUGCCUGAGCAGGGCACUGAGACACCUGAAGAUGGGAAGCAAGUGACCAAAGCUGUUUCCUUCUUACCUCGAAAUAAAGAAGAACUGGAGUGUCUGAUCAAACACAUCCAAGAGACAGUUACAUCCAACAUCCUGCCCAAGCUGCACAGGUGCAUCGUUGCAAAGGUUAAGCGAGACGAGGAGCACAAGCUUGUGAAAUCCAAUACUGUGAAUGACGACGAGGUAGUGCGGGUGCCUUUGGCUUUUGCCAUGGUCAGGGUGAUGCAGUGUCUUCCCCAGGAAGUGAUGGAAGCCAACCUGCCAAGUAUCCUGCUGAAGGUCUGCUCRUUCUUGAGGAACAGAGCCCAGGAGAUCCGGGACGUCGCCCGCAACACCCUCACUAAGAUCAUGGAAGUACUGGGAGCACGGUACCUGCUCUACCUUUUGAAAGAGAUGCAGUCCACUCUCGUCCACGGGUACCAGCUCCAUGUGCUGACUUUCACUGUGAACCUGUUGUUGAAGGGCCUUACAAGCAAGCUCAGCACUGGUGAUUUGGACCCCUGCUUAGAUAUCCUGAUUGAGAUUUUCAACCAGGAGCUGUUUGGGGAUGUAGCUGAAGAGAAGGAAGUGAAGGGAAUUGUCUCCAAGGUCAUGGAAGCGCGCAAGAGCAAGAGCUACGAGUCCUAUGAAAUUCUCGGCAGAUACAUAGGGAAAGGCCAGGUGACAAAGCUUAUCCUGCCCUUGAAAGAGAUCCUGGAAAGCACCACGAGCCUGAAGAAGGUGCGCAAGGUGCACGAGGCCCUGCGGCACGUCGUGGCGGGGCUCGUCCUCAACGCGGACCUGGGCGCGGAGUCCCUGCUCCUGCUCAGCCACGGGCUCGUCAGCGAGAACCUGCCCCUGCUCACCGAGAAGGCCAGAGCAAAAGCUGCACCGCCUCCAGAUCCCCGGCUGCAGCCCGAAAGCUGCCUGCUGCUGCAGCCCACCCCGACCCGAGGAGGGCCGAAGGCGCCCGUCAGCAGCAGGACCAACACCUCUGUCUUGGUGGAGUCGGGACUUCGGUUGCUACACAUGAGCCUGAAGAGAUCCAAAAUAAAUUCCUCCGAUGAGCAUGUUCUGGAAAUGUUAGAUCCUUUUGUUCAGCUGCUUAUGGACUGCUUGAAAUCCAUGGAUGUCAAGGUGAUAACGGGUGCUCUGCAGUGCUUAGUGUGGAUUUUGAAGUUCCCUUUGCCUUCCAUCAAUGCGAAUCUGGAGCCGCUGAUCAAGCAGCUUUUCCUCUUGCUGAAGGAAUUUGCCAAGACAGGAAUAGCCAAAGGCCAGAACUUCCACCUCGUUGUGAACUGCUUCAAGUCAGUGACAAUACUUGUGAAGAAUGCCAAGAGCCGCAUCACAGACAAGCAGCUCCAGGUGCUGCUGGGCUUUGCUGAAGAAGACAUUUACGACGCGUCACGCCAGGCUACCGCCUUUGGCCUUCUCAAGGCCAUCCUGUCCAGGAAGCUGGUUGUUCCCGAAAUGGAUGAGGUGCUGCAGAAGGUUGCCCAGCUGGCCAUCACGGGCCAGAGCGAGCCCGCGCGGGUCCAGUGCCGCCAGAUUUACUUAAAAUACAUUCUCGACUACCCCCUUGGUGACAAGCUGAAGCCUAAUUUGGAGUUCAUGCUCGCACAGCUGGAGUACGAGUAUGAAAGUGGCCGGGAGUCGGCGCUGGAGAUGGUCACCUACCUGUUUGACUCCUUCCCGCAGGAGCUCCUGCACAAAUACUGUGGGCUGUUCUUCAUCUCUCUUUGUAUGAUGAUGGUGAACGAUGACUCUGCCAAGUGCAAAAAGAUGGCGGCUUUGGCCUGUAAGUCUCUGCUCAGUAAGAUAAGCAACGAGAAGCAGGACCUGAUGUUCUCACUGGUCACAGAGUGGUUUCACAGCAAGAAGAGCUCCCACCGGCGCCUGGCCGCCCAGGCCUGCGGCCUCUUCGUGGAGGUGGAGGGCGUCAUGUUCGAGAGGCGCCUCGGCGCCGUCCUCGCCUGGAUUGAAAAGGAAAUCAACCCCCUCCAGUACGAAAGCAUAACGGAAGAGGAGGAGGAGAAGGCUGCAGACAGGCUGCUGUUCAGCUUUCUCGUGCUGCUGACAAAGCUGAUCACAGAGUGCAGCUUGAUCCAGUUAACCAAGAACAGAGAYGUUGUGAGCAGCAUCUGGGGUCAUGUUCAGUCGCACCUGAGGUAUCCUCACAGCUGGGUCUGGCUGACAGCUACGCAGAUUUUUGGGUUGUUGUUUGCGUCUCACAAGCCAGAAGAUCUUGUCAGCAAGUGGAGGGAAGGAAAGGCAGGGAAGAGGAAAAAGCUGUCGGCAGAGCUGCCUACGUCCACGUUCUUCUUGACAGCUGACCUGGACAGUAAGAUGAAAGAGCUCGUGUUUGCCUUCUGCCAUCAGCUGCAGUCCAAGUUCCUGGACCAGGCCCUGGGAGAGCAGGUUAUAAAGAACUUGAUUUUUGUGGCCAAAGUUAUUUACUUGCUAGCCCCUGCCUCAGAAGAGGGUGCAGAGGCUGAAGGGGAACUCACCUGUGACAUGGAAGAGCAGGAGGCCUCUGAAGAUGAGGGUGAGAGAGACCCUUCUGCUCCAGAGGAGGGAGCUGGUGAGGAUGUGGAAGAGAAAGGCCGGCCAGCCACGUUGCUGUGGAUCAUGAAGAAACUCUCCAUCAUGGCAAAGCGGGAGGCAGCCUAUUCCCCUAAGGUGCCCUUAAAGAGAAGCUGCGUCUUCAAGUUCUUGGGAGCGGUCUCGGUGGAUCUUGGCAAGGACAGAAUCGAGCCCUUCCUUCCGACCAUCCUCACGCCGCUGUACAGGGAGCUGAACAGCACCUACGCAGAGCAAGAUCCAACCUUGAAGAACCUUGCCCAGGAGAUUAUAGAACUGCUCAAGAAAUUGGUCGGACUGGAGGCUUUUUCCCUUGCCUUUUCCGCUGUGCAGAAACAGGCCAAUCAGAAAAGAGCUGUCAGGAAAAAGCAAAGGGCUUUGCAGGCUGUAGCAAAUCCUGACAUUGCUGCAAGGAGGAAGCUGAAGAGACAUAAGAAUAAAGCAGAAACCAAGAAGAGAAAAAUAGAAUUCCUGCGCCCCAGCUACAAGGCUAAGAAAGCUCGAAGUCAUGGACUGAAAGAUUUAGCCAUGGUGGAAUAAAAAGGCUCCUACUUUCUCAAGAACAAUUUUAUGGGAAGAAACUUCCACCUUGAGAACUAGUGAUUGUCGGAAAGAUAUUUACGUAUUUUAAUGUAUUUAUUUUUUCAUGUCCUUUUUUCCAGCUGAGAUCUUAAAUAAAAGCUCAUCAUUUUUUUUCUUA
Molecule: messenger RNA, 8555 nt
Organism: Nothoprocta perdicaria
Lineage: Eukaryota; Metazoa; Chordata; Aves; Tinamiformes; Tinamidae
Gene: UTP20
Product: UTP20, small subunit processome component
Exons: 62
Coding region: 8-8395 (2795 amino acids)
Cellular component (GO): nucleolus; small-subunit processome; 90S preribosome
Source: RefSeq, a predicted model, not a curated record